AUGCACUACUCAAGUUGGGCGUUUUCAAAUGGUGAAGGACCCACUAUUUUAUGGAAGAAAAAUCCAUCGCUAUCAUUUGGGAGUAAUGAUUUAACCGAACUGGACAUAAUACAGCUAAACAGACUGUAUGAUUGUAAUAAUGUCCCCACACCUACAACAACAACGACAACGACCACCAGACCAACAACCACGACAACAACCACCAGACCAACAACCACAACAACUACAACAACCACCAGACCAACAACAACUACAACGACCACUAGACCAACCCCAACUACAACGACCACCAGACCAACAACAACGACUACAACCACAAGACCAACAACCACAACAACUACAACGACCACCAGACCAACAACAACAACAACGACCACUAGACCAAAGACCACUACAACAACCACCAGACCAACCACAACUACAACGACAACUAGACCAACGACAACUACAACAACCACCAGACCAAUCACAACUACAACGACCACCAGACCAACCACAACGACCACCAGACCACCCACAACUACAACGACCACCAGACCAGCAACAACGAUCACCAGACCACCUACAACUACAACAAACACGAGACCAACAACAACUACAAGGACCACCAGACCAACAACAACUUUAACGACCACAUUAGAGCCUUCACAAGGGGCCUGUGGAGACAAGUCAUUCAUCUGCAUAAAUGUGCCAUUCUACAAAGACUUUUAUUGUCAAUGGUAUUCUGAGCAAUGUCCCCGAUCAUGCGGAAAAUGCAGUGGACCUGAAGGUGAAAUGUGCUUGAAUCUGACCAACGAACCUUACACUAAUUGCGAAUGGUUGGGCAGGGCAGGAUAUUGUCAACAUGAAAAUCAAUACACUCGUUAUAAAGCCAAGAAGAAAUGUCCUCGAACAUGUUGUGAGCGGGGUGAAUUGUACAAGAAACCUAAUCCUCAAAAAGAUUAACAAGCAUUCGAAUGGUUUAU
Hydractinia symbiolongicarpus is the source of this 965-nucleotide messenger RNA. Its product is annotated as salivary glue protein Sgs-3-like. NCBI's taxonomy places the organism in Eukaryota, Metazoa, Cnidaria, Hydrozoa, Anthoathecata, Hydractiniidae. Gene Ontology annotation, biological process: proteolysis. The coding region runs from base 1 to 945 and encodes 314 amino acids. The transcript is spliced from 3 exons. The record is from RefSeq and is a predicted model, not a curated record. Gene Ontology annotation, molecular function: metalloendopeptidase activity.